GCAGGCGGUGCUGGCCGCGGGCUGCGAGCAGGGGGGCUGGAGGAGCGCCUUGGGGCGCAGUGCGGGGCACCCGCGAGCCCAGGGCGAGGUGUCCAACGAGCAGACGGCGCCCCUGGGAGCCUUGCCAACCGGCAGCAGGACUACAGAAUGGUACCCCUAAAUGGAGAGAGAUUACAGGGGUGAUCAGAGAGAACGAGAAACAAGGAAGGCUUCUGAAGGAGCUCUGGGCCUUUCCAGCUCCCAAAGUCAAUAAUGAGACCCCAGAUGUGUCCAGGGACAUCCUGAAGACAUGUCAGGACAUCCUGAGGGGCUGAGGAGCCUUAGGGCACCCACAGGGAGAUUCCUGGAGCCAACCAGGAGCCAGUGAAUUUGCUGUUGUUUGCAGAUCUCUAGAUGUUUUUCACCUUGCAAAACUGAAACUCUGUACCCAUUGAACAACAACUCCUGGUGAUAAUCUUUUUUGAUGGAUGAGGAAACGGAAGUGCAAACAGGGCGAGAAACUUAUUUCCCUCAAAAGCAUCCUCCGAUUCUUCCCCCACCUGAAUCCCUGUUGCUAUGAAGACCACCAAUGGGACUGAGACCUGGUAUGAGAGCCUGCACGCUGUGUUGAAGGCUCUAAAUGCCACUCUUCACAGCAACUUGCUCUGCCGGCCAGGGUCAGACAACCUGACUGAGGAGAGGCGGGCCAGGCUACCUGGCCGCGAUGACAACUCCUACAUGUACAUUCUCUUCGUCAUGUUCCUAUUUGCUGCCACUGUGGGCAGCCUCAUCCUGGGAUACACCCGCUCCCGCAAAGUGGAUAAGCGCAGUGACCCCUAUCAUGUAUACAUCAAGAACCGUGUGUCUAUGCUCUAAUGCUAAGAGGCCGGGGAUGGCAGAAGAUCAAGAUUCCUAAGGAUUAUCUUGUGGGACCUCCAGAACUCAGCUAUGUGUUACAUCAGGCCUCAGUGUUCUAAUCUGUAAGAUCAACAAGAAACAGUACUAAGGGAGGUCAUCAUUGGGGAAGGAGGAGAGGAUCUAGCAGACCUAGGCCUUGUGGAUAAGGAUUUUUUCCAGCAAAGAUAGACUUUAUAGACAGUAGGAGCCCUUUGAACAAAUACAUAAAAGUGGCAGGAAUUCUCUGGUGGUCCAAUGGUUAGGACUCCAUGCUCUCACUGCCAAGGGCCUGGGUUCAAUCCCUGCUCAGGGAACUGAAAUCCCACAAGCCAUUC
Messenger RNA from Physeter macrocephalus (sperm whale), 1211 nucleotides. It is a transcript of the gene KCNE3, whose product is annotated as potassium voltage-gated channel subfamily E regulatory subunit 3. NCBI's taxonomy places the organism in Eukaryota, Metazoa, Chordata, Mammalia, Artiodactyla, Physeteridae. Bases 556 to 855 code for a protein of 99 amino acids. The record is from RefSeq and is a predicted model, not a curated record. Gene Ontology annotation, cellular component: membrane. Gene Ontology annotation, biological process: membrane repolarization during action potential; negative regulation of delayed rectifier potassium channel activity; regulation of ventricular cardiac muscle cell membrane repolarization. The transcript is spliced from 5 exons. Gene Ontology annotation, molecular function: delayed rectifier potassium channel activity; voltage-gated potassium channel activity involved in ventricular cardiac muscle cell action potential repolarization; transmembrane transporter binding.